UACAGCCUCUACCCUUUCAUUGGUGACAUGCUUGCUGUUGUCCGAGCAACCAUUAACAGCACAGUAUCAUAUUUUCCUGCCUUUUGUUCCAUGCUGAAUAUUUCAGUCAGCUGUAGCAGGAUUUAAAUACAAAAAAAGAAGGGAUUUCUUUUUUGGCAGGAAGAAGCAGCGUGCGGAUUGGGAUCUGAUUGUCCAGGUCAGACCUUGAAGAGGCAGCAGCAUCCUUCUUAGCAAGGCAAUGCAGGAUUAGGGAUUUUCCUCUGGGCUGGUGAAUAGUGCAAGGCCCCUUGCUUGUUUUGCAUGCUUGCCGACUGGAUGUCGGUGCUAGUCAGCUGCUCUCCCUGUUUACCCAAAGGGGAUUUGUUUGAAAUGCACAAAUGAACAGACAGCUCCGGUGCUAGCUAGCUUCACAGGAGCUGGAAGAUAAGCGCUUUGGGGGGAAAAAAAUAUAAAAAUCAGCAGCAAUAUGCCUGUCUCUGCUAGUGCCGUCCGACAGGAAAGGUUUAAGAAGACGGGUACAAGGCCAAAUCUACCUGGUUUAUUUACUAUUAAUGAAGAGGAUGAGCAGCACAGGAAUGGACAUGUCAGAAAGCAGAAAGCAGGUGACGCUCAGGCUGAACUAGAUGAGAAGAAAGCUCAGGCAUCCAGUUGCCCUCCUUCUGCUACGUCAGGACAAAACAACAACACUGGAAAUAAACAAGAGUCACUAGUGCUCAAGGUUGAUGAAAGGCAAAGGCUCGCCAGAGAACGACGAGAGGAGCGUGAAAAGCAGCUUGCUGCUCGGGAAGCUGCCUUUUUAGAAAGGGAGGAAAGGGCUAAGCAGUACUAUGAAAAGCACCUGGAAGAGCGGAAGAAGAAAUUAGAAGAACAGCGAAUAAAGGAGGAAAAGCGACGAGCUGCCGUAGAGGAAAAACGAAGACUGAGGCUUGAGGAAGAAAAGGAGCGACAUGAAGCUGUUGUUCGAAGGACGAUUGAGAGAAGCCAAAAAGCAAAACAAAAACCCAACAGGUGGUCGUGGGGAGGAGCAAUGCACAGCAGCACCGUCAACACCAGUGGUUUUGUUGAAUCCGCUUUCCUCUUUCUCGAUUUAGCAGGCCUGGAGCACCACUUCCAGGGUGCUUGUGGUUUUCGCAGAUAUGGUACAAAAAUGCAAUAUGCAGACCGGCGGUCUCUUUCCACCAUGAACCUUUCGAAACAUGUUGAUCCAGUCAUGAGCAAGCGGCUCUCCUCCUCAUCUGCAACAUUAUUAAACACUCCAGACAGAGCGCGUCGAAUGCAGCUCAGUCCCUGGGAGAGCAACAUUGUCAGCCGACUGCUGACCCCAACCCAUUCCUAUCUGGCAAGGAGCAGAAGUACUGUUUCUUUGUCUGGAGAGACAGUUAUCCCCAUUUGUCCCCGUUCAGCGUCUUUCAGUCCCAUGACUCCAGCAUCCUACAAGCCUACCCACUGUAGAAGUAUGGAAAGACCAAGGGCUAUUUUCUCGAGCUCAGAGGCCACUAGCCGCAGGAGAACUGUGCAUUCAGUAACGAUUGAUAAAAAGGAAAAAGAUAAAGAAAAUGAGCAGGAGAAGAAAGGUUUAUCAAACCUUACUGCCCCUCCUGCAAUCUCGACAGCCAGGAGAUCUCGUUCACCUUCUCAUGUGAGCAGCAGAGCAAAGGCGCCCUCUCCAGCUCGAGUGCCCCACAAAACCCUGCCCUUGCCUGGUACUCCUAAGCAAUUGAAAUCCCCUUCCCAAUCAGCUGAAGACUUACUGGCUCAUAGCCAUCCACUGUCGCCUGGCAACAUGCGGCCAGUGAGAACCAAGACUAACAGAGUUGAAGAGGGUGAGCACCUAGACAUGAGAGAGGAAAGCACAGAAGAUAAGCAACCUUCAAGUAAACCAAGUGAUUCAAGUGAUCCUUCAGCACCUAAACCAGAGCCUCUUAAAGAAUCUGUUCCAGUCCUGCCCCUGCCCCAGCCACAGACACAGGCUCCAGCCUCGCUGCCUCCCCAACCAGCAGCCACCACGGCAAAACCAUCGGCCGGCACUACCGACCCCGAGGAAGCCACGCGACUGCUGGCUGAAAAGAGACGACAAGCCCGGGAACAGAGGGAGCGGGAGGAAGAAGAGCGAAGGCAGAGAGAGGAGGCCGAAAGACGAGGGCGGGAGGAGAUGGCUCGACGGAAGGCUGAGGAGAAGGCUCGUCGGGAAGAGGAGGCCCGACUGCAGGGAGUGGAGAGGAAGAGAAGGGAGGAGGAGGAGAAGCGUGCCGAAGAGGAAAAGCAGCAGAAGCUGGCUGAGGAGAGAGCACAGAAGGAGAGUGAAGAGGCAGAGCGCCUGCAGAAACAGAAAGAGGAAGAGGAAGCUCGUCUGCGGGAGGAGGAUGAGAGGAUGAGAUCAGAACGGGAGAGAAAAUUCCAGAAAGAGGAGCAGGAGCGCUUGGAAAGAAAGAAGCGACUGGAAGAAAUCAUGAAAAGAACAAGAAGGUCUGAUGGUGCCGAUAAGAAGCCUGUUUCACAAAGGAAUGGGGAGGUAUCCCAGCAGACUAAAACAGAAGAAACAGUGCCCAGUCAACUGUCUAAACAGACUCCUCAGUCUGUGAAGAUAGAGCAGAAGUCACACGAGGAGCCAGCUGCACAGCACACAGGCAGCAAUGGCCAUGGACAACUGAGCAUUUCAGAUUCACCUCCAGCAGCGGAGGAAAGCACUUCAACUGUUGAAAAACGACCAAAAGAAAACGGUAUUUCCGAACAGAAUGACAGUUUUGAAGAGGUGAUCAACCUCCCUGUUGGAACCAAAACAUCAAAGCUGGGCUUAACUGGAGAAGGAAGCCAGGAUGGCAGUGUACUUAUUCCUGUACUUGCAUUCAAAGAGAAUGGGUCUCUGGGAUCGCUGGCUAAUGUUGAUGGUGUUCAAUCACAUCAGACAGCAGAAGUUGUCUGAGAAUUCCAGCUGAGAAAGCAAAGGAAGUGAAAUCAGCGAAAGCAGCUGUGUUUUUUUGUUUUUUUUUAUAUAUACACCAAGGAGUGAUUUGCGGCUGUUUUUCUGAUCUGUCACUUUGAAAGAACUCAGUCAACUUUAUUUUAUAUCAAAGAGAAACUGAUUUGAAGCAGACUUGAUACCUUUUAUUGUUAAAUGACCAGCUAAUGUUUCUUACCACUUGAUAAUGCUUUGUGUGUAUUGCGUUAAACAGCUUUUCCAACAUGCUCCUUAUGGCAGUUUAGAUUUUCUGUAUCCUCAGAAAAGAGAAAGUUUAAACGUUGUGUGUGACUGUGAAGGAAGGGGAGGAAUGAUUUUGUUGGGUGUUACUAAUCACUGUAAUCUGAAAUUGGCUACAAUUUUACACAUACAGUUAUCUAAUACUUGAAGAAGCCUCAUUGCUUUAGAAGUAGCUGGUAAUGAGGUGUUAAGUUUAAACCUAAUGGUGUAAAUGUAAUGGCUAAGAACCUGUAUAGGGGUAAAUACCCUUAAAACAUGUUCUCUCUGUAAACCAAGAAUAGUCAUGUAAAGUUGUACAACACUGAUUUCUCCUAGUUUUUUAACUAAUGUAAAAAUGUGGAAAAUAUAUAGUACAUUUAGUAUUUUCAAUUAUGAAUAAAACUGUUCGUUUAAGCAGGUUAAUCUUUGUUAAAUGUUUUGGCAAAGCAGCCAUGAGAUGUAUUAAGUACACAUUGAAUACCAGAAAUAGUAUGAUUGUUGGAUUUAAUAGCAUUGGUCCAAUAGAUAUAUGCCAGUAUAUAAACAACAUACAAAUAAAGAUUAGAUUUAAAUUGAUUUUCUUAAACUGCUGCUACCUUAUGAAUUUCCUUUGCCUUAUCGGAUCAUGAGAGUAAACGAGGUUUGAGUGAUUUGUGGAAGUCUAUGUGUUUUGCUCGUUUCAGAGCAGGGGGACAUGGAGUUUGAAAAUAAGAACUGCAUUCCUAAAACGUGACUUUCACUUAGUUUUUUGGACUUAAAAAAGGUAUUCUAUUAUUUCUGCAACACUUGAAUCAUUUAAUUUCCAUCUCACACGUUUUAGGCAUUGUUGCUAUACAGCAUGGUUGUCAAAGCUUUGCAACUUUUAGGGAGUGCCGGCCUGAAUUGUUUAGACUAUUGAAAUUCCUGCGUAUGGGACAUACUGUAUAAGCACUGGCUGGAUUAAGUCCAGCUUUAAUCUGAUUUUUGAAAUACUUUUUUUAGUCAUUGUUGAACAAUGUGUGCAGAUGGCAAAACAUCAAAAAUCAACUAAUGUAUAUUUUAGUAUUAAAACUAAUGAAAAAGCUUUGAAAACUUUAAAGGAAAGAUCGAUUCAUCCACCAAUAUAAUGAACAUGAUUACUAAAGCCAUUUAGUGGUUUGUUUUAGUAAUAAACUGUGACUAUUCCGAUUGAA
Messenger RNA from Acipenser ruthenus (sterlet), 4350 nucleotides. It is a transcript of the gene map7b, whose product is annotated as microtubule-associated protein 7b. Gene Ontology annotation, cellular component: microtubule cytoskeleton. The transcript has 19 exons. Lineage: Eukaryota; Metazoa; Chordata; Actinopteri; Acipenseriformes; Acipenseridae. Gene Ontology annotation, biological process: microtubule cytoskeleton organization. The coding region runs from base 467 to 2923 and encodes 818 amino acids. The record is from RefSeq and is a predicted model, not a curated record.